CUGAAUCAACCAAAGGUUUUCUCAUCUACAGCGCUGCUCACAACAAAUGCAUCUCAAUUAUUGGAAACAAUAUCAUCACUGCGAGACAAUGUGACCUGAAAUCUGCUAAUCAAAUGUGGUGGUGGACACCAUGUCACCAAAUUCAAAAUAGUUUCAGCCAAACAUGUCUCAGCGCACCUGAAACACCAGUCAACUGGGGUCGUCUGAAAUUGUCCACGUGUGAUUGCCAUGACAACAAUCAAGUGUGGGCAUGCACAGAUGACUUCGUAAGGUUGAAUGGUACAAUACUGAAUGUGAAUUACGGGAAUAGUCGAGGCGGAGACCGCAUUGUGCUCUUUCAAGGGACUGGAUCCUGGAGUAAAUGGAAGGUCUAUGGAGAAGACCUGCGCGUGUGUGAAAAAGGAAAAG
Molecule: messenger RNA, 408 nt
Organism: Paramuricea clavata
Lineage: Eukaryota; Metazoa; Cnidaria; Anthozoa; Malacalcyonacea; Plexauridae
Source: the annotation of a GenBank genome assembly